Molecule: messenger RNA, 2935 nt
Organism: Esox lucius (northern pike)
Lineage: Eukaryota; Metazoa; Chordata; Actinopteri; Esociformes; Esocidae
Product: palmitoyltransferase ZDHHC3-like
Exons: 9
Coding region: 183-1088 (301 amino acids)
Biological process (GO): peptidyl-L-cysteine S-palmitoylation; protein targeting to membrane
Cellular component (GO): endoplasmic reticulum; Golgi apparatus
Molecular function (GO): protein-cysteine S-palmitoyltransferase activity
Source: RefSeq, a predicted model, not a curated record
CCUCACUGAGCGAAACUGAUGCAGGAUUCCUCGAGAAGUCAUUCGUGGCUAGCACGUCCCACUGGUGUUAUCUGUUUUCAGAUGUUCUCGGGGUUUUGAAGACGCCACGUUCUUGGAGUCCAGCAGCGUAUCGAUGUAAAGCCAGGAUGAAGCGAUGGUGAGAGGCAGCCUGAGCCUGUAAGAUGAAGAGCCCGGUGCAUAGGUUUAGGGACGUGGAGAGACAAGCCGCCUGCCUGCAGAUGGAACAGCAGCAGUGUGUGUCCGUCUCCAAGGCCACCAGCGCCCCCAUGUGGUUUGUCAGGGAUGCAUGUGGCAUUGUGUGCGGGGUCAUCACCUGGCUCCUGGUGGUGUACGCUGAGUUCGUGGUGCUCUUCGUCAUGCUGCUGCCUUCUAAGAACCUCACCUACAGCAUCGUCAAUGGGACAGUGUUCAACAGCCUGGCCUUCCUCGCCCUCGCCUCGCACUUCCGUGCCAUGUGUACUGACCCUGGAGCCGUGCCAAAGGGGAAUGCUACCAAGGAGUACAUCGAGAGCCUGCAGCUGAAGCCGGGCCAGGUGGUCUACAAGUGUCCCAAGUGCUGCAGCAUCAAACCUGACAGAGCACAUCACUGCAGUGUUUGCAAACGCUGCAUACGGAAGAUGGACCACCACUGUCCCUGGGUCAACAACUGUGUGGGGGAGAAUAACCAGAAGUACUUUGUCCUCUUCACAAUGUACAUUGCACUCAUCUCUCUCCACUCCCUGGUGAUGGUGGUCUUUCACUUCCUGUACUGUUUUGAAGAUGAUUGGACAAAAUGCAGCUCCUUUUCACCUCCAGCGACCGUCAUCCUCCUCAUCCUCCUGUGCUUUGAGGCGCUCCUCUUUCUCAUCUUCACCUCCGUCAUGUUUGGGACUCAGGUCCAUUCCAUCUGCACCGAUGAGACGGGCAUAGAACAGUUGAAAAAGGAGGAGAGAAGAUGGGCUAAAAAAACUAAGUGGAUGAACAUGAAGGCCGUGUUUGGACACCCCUUCUCGAUAUUAUGGUUUAUGCCGUUGACGCGGCCAGGGAAGGCUCAUGGCAAGGCUGAAUCCUACCAGUAUGUGGUCUAAGAUUAGUCACCUAACUCUGAGACAGGGGUGUGCUAACGCCGUUACAACCCAUCCCGCAACCAUCCCACCCAACUCUGACACUCCUUUACCGUGCUGAACGGGAUUGUGACCCCUCUAUUGCCUAACUUAUUGAACCUGCUUUUUUCUUUUUAACGUUGCCAAAUGUUAUUAUUUUGAUGUUGCUUGGGAACCGAAGUAGAGUUGCAGAGAAAAAGAUGUACAAAAGGAGAGAAAAAAAGCUGCCUGUUUUAACUAUUCUAUGAAUGUUGUUGCUUUUGUUUUUCCUGAAGCUCUGUUCUGUUUGUUAUACUGAAACACUUUUUCACUAAGCCCUAACGGGUGAGUCCUGCAUUCCUUAAACCAAAUGUUCCCUAGGUCAUGGACUGUUGACCCAUUGGGAUUAGCUGAAAAUCUGAUUGAAAGUUGGGAUUCUCUCUGCUGACCAUCUCCUAUCGGUCAAAUCUUUUACAAUGUUUCGAUUCCUGGUUAAGUUCAAACGUUAGCAAAUGUAGCUGUUGCACAUGAUCAAUGGCUCUGUGUUAGCGUUACAUAAGCGUACAUCUUUGCCCUUUGGUCUCUAGUUUGGCCUAUAACUACAUUUGCACACUCACUAGGCCUGUAAAUGCAGUUUGUCAUUCAUUUGGCCUGUAGCUACAGUUGCCUGUUUGAGAGGCCUUCAGAGACAUGAGAUUUUAAGUGUAUUCAGGAUCAACAGAUUAACCAUCAUAAUUUGUUGAACAAUCAUAUCUUCUCGUGCAUAAACAAAGAUAAAGCAUGUAUUGCUGCUCAUUUCAAGGUCACCUUUUUUUGUUGGUAAAGGAAAACAACAUGGAGAUAUUUUUGAAGCUUUACUGUACAAAGGUUUCCGGUAACUCCUGGAUCCUCUUUGAUGUGCCAAUUUCAGAUAUUUCUCAUAUCACCGGUUCAAUGCACUUGAAUGAGUCUUUUAUUCUGUACCUUUUUUAUGUUGGAAUUAAACUUGAUUUUGGUUUUCCACGAGUUGUGGAAAUUACAAGGAAGACCUGAUUCACAGACUAAUUUAAAAAUGUUUUGCAAAAUAAAAUGUAAAGGGGACAUUGUAAAUCCUGUAAUAUCAACCAACCCAACUGAUGCAGUAGCAGUUGUCACAAAUAUGAACUGCUUUUAACAAACCUUCUAAAACCCGCUUUGGAUAAGCAUCACAAACAUGCACUUUUUCUGUGAUGUGUCUAACCAUGGAGUCCAUGUUAACUUGCGCAACGUUAACUUGAAACAACCUCUGCAACCGUUUUCUAAAAACAGAUCGAGUGAGUCUUAAACAAGAAACCUCUUUUGGAGGGAGAAUCUCUGGAUGCUUUUGCCUAAGCUAGUUUGAGAGCUCAAUACAAUCAGACCUGCCAAGUUGAUGCGUUUACAAUGUAAAUGUUAUUUCCCCAAUCGUCAAAUUAUUCUACAAACAGGUUUAGUUUGACUGAGAAUUGUGGUCACAGGAUAUAGCUACGGCGCGUUUGAAGGAAACCCUGUGUCGAGGAAACAUCUGUUUUUGUAAUAUUGUCCAAAUAUGGGAUCAUGCUCAUCUUUUGUUGUAUACUGCUUAUUUUGAAUGGAUGGUAAAGUUGAUGGGCGAGACUGUCUGCUGAUCGAGGGAGCAUCCCAAAGGGCCCUCUAUUCUUAUGGGCCCCCGAGUUAAAACAAGUGCACUAUGUAUACAACACGGUGCCAUUUGGGACACAGUUUGCUGGUGCUGUGAGUGUUUUGCCUGUGAGCCAGCUAGUGAAGAUCUGUUUUUUUUUGUUUGUUUUUUUACUGACAUGUUACUGAUCUCUUAACCCGAGCGCAGAGAGAGAAUAAAUACCCAUUUGUUAUCA